Bolinopsis microptera is the source of this 3129-nucleotide messenger RNA. RefSeq lists its product as uncharacterized. Bases 1666 to 2322 code for a protein of 218 amino acids. The record is from RefSeq and is a predicted model, not a curated record. NCBI's taxonomy places the organism in Eukaryota, Metazoa, Ctenophora, Tentaculata, Lobata, Bolinopsidae. The transcript is spliced from 6 exons. Gene Ontology annotation, molecular function: metalloendopeptidase inhibitor activity.
AGGUUGCAUUUUUUUGUCAGUAUUUGCGAGUGUGCCAGGUCCACUAAAUAGCCAAAGAUGAUUAGAGGCAUGACACUCAACACCCUACAUAUCUCACUCGAUUAUCUGAACUGUAGAUUCUCUCCUAUUUCGGGAUCUUUUUGUCCUUUACUUAAUAAGAAUCUAUUGUUGUGUGUUAUUUCCCGGGUUCGUGUUCGUGAUAUUGAUAACAUUCGGUUUAGAUUUUUUACCCUUAUACAUAAGAUCAUAGCCCUGGAUGCAAUUACUAACAAUAACAGCCGAAUCGUCAAAAUCUAGGUCUAGGUUUCCUAGAACUGUAACAGUUCUAAGUUGCGAAGUAGUGUUCCGUUUUGGGUCUCGCCGUAAAACUGUCCAAACUUAAUUUUUAUUUAUUUCUGGGUAGACUCGAGUACAGUUGUUAACCUAAUUUGUCUUAUCAAUGAAAUCUACGUGAUGGUUGGAAUAACUGCUCCUGUUUGGCCCGUAUUUUGUUUGAUAUUUUAGAGCCUUCGUAAUUCAAUUUGUAUUUCAACCUUAUUAAAAAACCUUUAAUAAUUAGUAUGUUCGAUUGCUUCUGCAAAAUUUCAUUUCAAAAGGAAUUAAAUCGUCGCUGAACCUGCCGUUCCAUGCUUUUUCUGAUAAAUCUUUCAUGCUAAAUUUCAUAGCCAAAUUCCCAGGUGAGGUAACAGUUCCUUCGAAGUGUGGCCGUCGAGAUGCAAUGAAAACUGAGUUCAUAUUUCUGUUCCUUAAUCUUAUAUAAUUAUAACCUGGUUUUUUGUCCAGACUCCAGGAUGUAUUUCAGCUGCAUAUAUGCAGUUAAAAAUGAGAAUUCAUUUUCAGUACACUUCGAGUUCGACCGCAUUUCGACGGGACUGGCAGUAUAGGAUUGAUCAUCAUGAUGAUCAAUCACUCUACACUCGACUGUCACAUGACUUUUUAAACACGUUCCCUAGCUGGCCCUGAAUGACUAUUAGAAAUCCUAGCCCUCUUAUCUGAUCCCAACCCUAAUCCAAACCCAAUCUUUAACAAAAGCAUACGCUGAAACCCUAACCCUAACGAGAAAUUAGACCAACUUCCUUAUACGCCAUACGGUCAUAUCACGUGAUCGAGACAGUUUUUUGCCAAUAUCUCGCCAGGAGAGCAUUUUAACCCUUUGUCAUGGGGGUGAUUCGGAAUCAGCGUCCGAAAAUACAUCGAUUCAAGUUGGUUCCAACUGCCGGGGGUCCUUUUAGAAAAAUAUUGAAGAUUGACUGUAGCACGCUUUAGCACGCUCGGGAAGUAUAACUAUAUUCUAUAACUGUUGGUCCAUUCGGUGCAUCGCAAAUUUGCACUGAUGACUAUGUAAAAGGUUUUGCAGAAUUUAACACUAUUUUUAGCAGGUUGACGUUAGUCUUACUCUUUAGUUUUCUAUAUUUCUUUGAGUUCGAUAAAUGCGUAAUUGUAAUCGAAAUCACGACUGGCUACAGUUCAGUUGGCACUGAUGAAUACAUUUAUUCUAGUUAGAAAAAAUAUUUUUGCACACUAUCAGUUUAAUAAUCCGAACUUCCCCCGUAGUGAACAGUGUAUAGUUUUGCUAACUACUAACUAUACUCCACCAAUUAGAAUUACAAGGAACACCAAGAUAUCUGAUAUAGUUGUAAAUAUCCAGAAAUAACGGACAGGACAAUGGAACUUAGAGUUGUUGUAAUCUUUAUCUUGAACACAAUUGCUUGCAGAGCUUAUAUUUCCCAAGAAUGUUUUUGUGACUCUGAGAUAGUGGUCAAGGCAAAGAUUUUGCCGGAGGGUUUUAUAGAAAAGAACACGGCAAAAGGAUCGAAGAAAGAAAAGCCAGUGGUGGGUGCUCACGAAAGACUAUACGAGAUAGCGAUCAUAGAGGUUUUCAGAGGAGCCUUAGGUCGACAGCUGGAGAGAAGUCUACACUAUGCAAAGAGCAGAAAACCAGACUUAGUGAACUACGAUGCUGACGGUUGUGAUUUCUACCAAGAAAAUGCCAUAGCACUAUUUCAUUUCGAUACCGUGAGUGAUAUGACGAUCAAGAAGUUCUGUAAAGGAUGGUACUACGUGAAAGAAUUUGAGAGGAACGCAUUGAGAAGAAAUCUGUACGACUGUGACUGUGAGAUAGAGGACUGUUUUAAUCGCUUCACUGAAGAGCGCGGUAUACCAGAAGACUGCCCUGCCUCUCAGAUGGAUCAGAUCCUCUGCACUUGGGAUUACAGACAGAGCCGUUGUUUGUGGAAGGGAGCUAAGAAAACGUGCGUCAGAGAAAAACGAGCUAAACCGAACGGAUCACCACCAAAUAGAGGUCUGAGACGAUCGAAUUAAAGAUUUAAAUCAUCUGAGGAAACGUAUUUCUUCAACAUUUGGUCAAGCUGCUCUAUAGUUGAUAUUGAAGGCGACAUUAUUGCUGAUGAAAGUACACGGACAUAUUUGUGCGGGUCCAGUGCAGUAGGAGAAUAUAGGAGCAGCCAAUCAAGAUAAUUCGACCAUCACCAAGUUAUUCUUGUGUGGAGGCACUUUUCAACCAUUCCAUAUACAAGUUCAGUUUUUUGUCUCGUGGUGUUACCUGAAAUAAUAUUUCAAUGAAAUAUGUUUGAAGAGCUUAGGUACAAAUUUUAUUUAAAGCUUUACUAAAAAGGAAUAUACAAAUACAUUGCAUGAUACAUUUAAAAGAAAGCUAACUUUUCUAUUGGCUAUGGUUUGAGCUAUUCUGACGAGAUUAAUACUAGGAAUAAAGAACUUACAUUCAAUUGUUCAUAAAAAUAGUUUAUUAUUUGAAUUAUACUAUAUGUAUGUAUAUUUAGAUAGUUAAUGUUUAAGGACUUAAGGAGUCAAGAAAUAUGCAGAUUUAUUAAUUACGCUUCCGUUAAUAAGGAGUUUACACUAACACAACCCUGCUGCAGUAAUACUAUAAUAGCGGUCCUUAACCAUGUAAAAGCACUCACGUCAGUUUGACCGCAGCAGAAGAUCCUUUAAGAAUCAUCACCGUACUUCCCGAUUCCAGGCAACUCUUUGGGGAACUCCCAAUCCAUCUUUAAUUAAGUACUUGUCUGGAAUAAGGUUUUUGUUAUAUUUAAAGAUUUACACACAUCUUGUAAUAGAUUACUGAUGGAUUAUUGAGUUUGUUUUUAA